UAAAUCUCAUACUGGCUUUUAUUCUUGUGCUAGGUGUACAGUAAAAGGUCAAUAUUUAGAAAGGCGUGUAUGUUUUCCUAAUUUACAGAGUUCUAUGAGAACUCAUGAGAAUUUCAUUAAUAAAAUUCAACGUCAAUAUCACACAGAUGGUGAUGUAACUACAAUUGUUAGCAUUCCAAAUUUUGAUGUUGUUCACAACUUUUCAUUAGAUUAUAUGCACAUAGUAUGUUUAGGUGUUGUUAAAAAAAUAUUGAUGUUAUGGAAGGGGACUCAUGGUAUUGGAAGCAGAGUUGUUAAUAAUCAAAAAUUAAAUAAUCGAAUAAUUAGAAAUAUGUCAGAUAGACUUAUAUCAUUUAAAACAUGCAUACCAUGUGAUUUUGUCCGUAAAACUAGAUCCUUGGAUGAAUUGUCACGAUGGAAAGCCACAGAGUACAGAUUAUUUCUAUUAUAUGUAGGUGUUGUUUCAAUUCAUUCAAUUGUGCCCAAAAAAUUAUAUCAACAUUUUUUGUCUUUAAGCAUAGCUAUGACUAUUUAUUUGAGUCCUAACUUCAGAGAUUUAGCUGGAAUUGCUAAGUAUAUAAUGUUCAAGUUUGUUAAAGAUUUUGGUAGCUUGUAUGGAAAUCACUUUAUUUCUCAUAAUAUGCAUGCAUUAAUACAUUUAUUUGAUGAUUAUAACAGUUUUGGUUCAUUAGAUAGUGUAAGUUGUUUCAAAUUUGAAAACUAUAUGGCACAAUUAAAAAAACUAGUUCAUAAAAGUGAUAAGCCACUUCAGCAAGUAGUAAGAAGAUUUGAAGAACGUUCUAGUCUUAUUAACCCUCCUAUAGUAAACCUUAAUAAUCCUGAAAAAGAAACUUUGUCAAAGAUAUUUAAAAUGGAACAUAAUGAAGGUCCAUUAAUAAUGAAAGUGAUCAAUAUUUGUUAUAGUCAAAGCUUAAAAAAUAAUGUAAUAUUAGGUAGAAAAUUCAAUAAGCUUGAAAGAUUCUUUGAGAAACCCAUAAAAAGUGAUGAAAUUGGUAUUUAUAAG
This is a messenger RNA of Sipha flava (yellow sugarcane aphid), 1024 nucleotides long. RefSeq lists its product as uncharacterized. The transcript has 2 exons. The annotation marks the transcript as partial. Lineage: Eukaryota; Metazoa; Arthropoda; Insecta; Hemiptera; Aphididae. The record is from RefSeq and is a predicted model, not a curated record.